UGCUGGGCCUGGCGGCGGCGUGACCCGGAAGCGGUUGCGUUGUCGCGUCUGGAGGCGGCGGCGGCGGAAGUGGUCGUGUAGGGGGCUGCGGCGGAAGGAUGAACGCCCCUCCGGCCUUCGAGUCCUUCUUGCUCUUUGAGGGGGAGAAGAAGAUCACCAUCAACAAGGACACCAAGGUCCCCAACGCCUGCCUUUUCACCAUCAAUAAGGAGGACCACACGCUGGGGAACAUCAUCAAGUCGCAGCUGCUGAAGGACCCACAGGUGCUGUUCGCCGGCUACAAGGUCCCCCACCCACUGGAGCACAAGAUCAUCAUCCGCGUGCAGACCACGCCCGACUACAGCCCGCAGGAGGCCUUCACUAACGCUGUCACCGACCUCAUCAGCGAGCUCUCCCUGCUGGAGGAGCGCUUCCGGGUGGCCAUCAAAGACAAACAGGAAGGCAUUGAAUAGCAGCCAGAAGGGGCUUCGGGGCGCCCUGGUCCUGCUUGCACUUGGAUUCUGUCCUUCUCCGGCCAUGGGGCGAG
This is a messenger RNA of Ochotona princeps (American pika), 526 nucleotides long. It is a transcript of the gene POLR2J, whose product is annotated as RNA polymerase II subunit J. Gene Ontology annotation, biological process: transcription by RNA polymerase II. NCBI's taxonomy places the organism in Eukaryota, Metazoa, Chordata, Mammalia, Lagomorpha, Ochotonidae. Gene Ontology annotation, molecular function: DNA binding; protein dimerization activity. Gene Ontology annotation, cellular component: RNA polymerase II, core complex. The transcript is spliced from 4 exons. Bases 99 to 452 code for a protein of 117 amino acids. The record is from RefSeq and is a predicted model, not a curated record.